Endocarpon pusillum Z07020 is the source of this 1374-nucleotide messenger RNA. RefSeq lists its product as uncharacterized. The coding region runs from base 1 to 1374 and encodes 457 amino acids. NCBI's taxonomy places the organism in Eukaryota, Fungi, Ascomycota, Eurotiomycetes, Verrucariales, Verrucariaceae. The record is from RefSeq and is a predicted model, not a curated record. The transcript has a single exon.
AUGCUCGCUCAUCUUCCUCACCCCACUCUUCAUCCCACCUAUCCUUCACCAACAGGGGGCAUCACUGAAAACGAGUCGCAAACAAGGCUACCUCCUCCGAAUGCAACACGACCAUUAGACUCCCAUCAUCGAAGCAACACUACAAUUGAUUUUGCUUCAAUUAUACCAUCCAGCCGAUCCAGUUCACCUUCAAGGUCUUCGGUAUUGCUUCCCUUUCUCCAGUUUGGCAAGGAUCGUUCGACUUCACCCGAGCCAGUUUCUCCAGAGGAGGCAGCCGAGUUCGAGCAUACAUACACGGGUGAAAAGUCCCCGCGAGGAAAAGGUGACACGAGGUCAGGGAAGCUGGCCAAUUGGUUCGGCGGUAGCUCAGAACCAGUCAACAUAACACUGAUUCCAUCACCUGUAAAAGAAAAGCACGACCCAUUUUUCGACUUUGCUGAGAUGGAACGAGGAUCUGCUAGGAGCUCCCUAUCACCAGAAAACGACAGCAUGACGAAAAGACCUCAGAGUAGGCUUCAGAAAAGCAGCAGCACUCUCUCUGUGGCUAAGAAGAAUCAAGCUGGGAGCAGUAAAUUCACGUUCUGGAAAUCCAAACCUGCUACCAACUCAGAAAAGUCUACUUUGGAGGAGGAUGAGCUUACAAGACUCGAUGUCCAAACUGCGCUUUUUCAGUCGGGCAUGACCGUUGAACCAUCUAUCGAAGGAUUCAAGAGCCUUCAGGCAAAUGCAGAAAGCGUCAUCUGUCGCUUCCAGAGUGCUUACCGGAAGAGUUUGCAAUCAGUUCGGGAGGUCACUUCAGAGAAGAAUGUGCUAAGGGACGAACUGGAGGCUGCGCAAACUCGAAGUGAACAUCUGAAAUUGCAAUUGGCCAACAUGGCGGCAGAGGCGGCGAAACAAAAGUCUGCUAUGCAAUCCAUGACCGAAGAAGUCGUGGCCUUGAAAUGUAAGCUCAGAGAAGAUGCCGAAUUCCGAAGCAGGAGUCUUCGCAUCAUCACGAUGGACCAAUCAGAUGCGAAUGAAUCAGAAAGUCUGCCAGAUGGCUACCAGAAGGAAAAGCGUCAAUCUGGAGGAUCCUUCGUCUCUCACAAGAGCUCGUCAGACAGCGUAUUCUCACAGGCACCGCUGGGGACUUGCACGCCAAUCUCCGCCGCUGAUACCAGUCCGGAGCUGUACCAAGCACCACGAUUUGACUCCCUCCAGGGAGACCAUUUGAAAGAAUGCCAGAUUUGCCAUGGCGUUCAACUAUCAGAGGCAUGGGAUGUGGUGCACUUGCUCAAAGAAGAGAGCAGAGCAUUGAAGGCUCGUAUAGCUCAAUGCGAGAGUGCCAAUGAGGACGCAUUGAGCUUGCUGGACAUUGUAUCUACAGUUCGGUGA